This is a messenger RNA of Morone saxatilis (striped sea-bass), 4142 nucleotides long. RefSeq names its product transcriptional repressor CTCF-like. The record is from RefSeq and is a predicted model, not a curated record. The coding region runs from base 167 to 1831 and encodes 554 amino acids. NCBI's taxonomy places the organism in Eukaryota, Metazoa, Chordata, Actinopteri, Moronidae. The transcript has 11 exons.
GGGGAGCCAGCUGCUGUGGAAGAAGGGGAGGAUGGAGCCCAUUCAGCCUCCCAAUGACGAGCACAAACUGGGCUAAAGACCCGGACUAUCAGCCCCGUCUGGAGCUGUCAAAAAGACUAAAAAGGGUAAAAAGAGUCGUCUGCGUUACGCUGAAGGAGAUAAGGACAUGGACGUCAGUGUCUAUGAUUUUGAAGAGGAACAGCAGGAGGGCCUUCUCUCUGAGGUCAACGCUGAGAAAGUGGUGGGAAACAUGAAACCACCCAAACCCACCAAGAUCAAGAAGAAAGGAGUGAAGAAGACAUUUCAGUGCGAGCUGUGUAGCUACACCUGCCCUCGACGCUCCAACCUGGACAGACACAUGAAGAGCCACACCGACGAGAGGCCUCACAAAUGUCACCUGUGUGGAAGAGCCUUCAGGACGGUCACCCUGCUGAGAAACCAUCUCAAUACACACACCGGAACUCGUCCACACAAGUGCACAGACUGUGACAUGGCUUUUGUGACUAGUGGAGAGCUGGUUCGCCAUCGUCGCUACAAACACACACAUGAGAAACCCUUCAAAUGCUCCAUGUGUGACUACGCCAGUGUGGAGGUGAGCAAACUAAAGCGCCACAUUCGUUCCCACACCGGCGAGCGUCCAUUCCAGUGCAGUCUUUGCAGCUACGCCAGCAGAGACACAUACAAGCUGAAGAGACACAUGAGGACACACUCAGGAGAGAAACCUUAUGAGUGCUACAUCUGCCAUGCCCGAUUCACCCAGAGUGGAACCAUGAAGAUGCACAUUCUGCAGAAACACACAGAGAAUGUGGCCAAAUUCCACUGUCCACACUGUGACACUGUCAUUGCACGCAAGAGUGACUUGGGUGUCCAUCUUCGCAAGCAGCACUCAUUUAUUGAGACCGGAAAGAAGUGUCGUUACUGCGACGCCGUUUUCCACGAGCGCUAUGCUCUGAUCCAGCAUCAGAAGUCCCAUAAGAAUGAGAAGAGGUUCAAAUGCGACAUGUGUGACUACUGCUGCCGCCAGGAGCGCCACAUGGUGAUGCAUCGUCGAACCCACACCGGAGAGAAACCAUACGCUUGCAGCCAGUGUGAGAAGACCUUUAGACAGAAGCAACUGCUGGACAUGCACUUCAAACGCUACCACGACCCCAACUUUGUCCCCACCGCCUUCGUCUGCCCCAAGUGUAGCAAGACCUUCACUCGCAGGAACACCAUGGCUCGCCAUGCCGAGAACUGCAGCGGUGAGGUGGAGGAAGCUGAGAAUGGAGCCCCAACCCCGAAGAAAGGGAGGAGAGGAAGAAAGAGGAAGAUGAGAAGCAGGAGAGAUGAAGAUGACAGCGAGGAGGAUCAUGCCGAUCCAGACGAGGACGAAGAGGAGGGCGAGGGUGAGGGUGAGGAAGAAGCAUCACUGCUACAGGAAGAGGAGGAGGCAGAAAGCAUGGAACUGGACCAGGCCCCUGCCGCCAUCCCCGUACCGGCUCCUGAUGAGCCACCGGUCAAGAGAAAAAGAGGCCGACCCCCAAAGAAUGCCCCCAAGCCUGUGACACCCAGCAAGUCAGUCAGGGUGGCUGCAAAGACAACUGCUUCGGCUGCUGCCAUCAUUCAGGUGGAGGAUGAGAGCACUGGAGCAGUGGAGAACAUUAUAGUGAAGAAGGAGGACAGCGACACCUCUGCAGCAACACCAUUGGACCAGGGAGUAGCCCUGACUGUGGAGGGGGUGGGGCUAGAUGGGGAAGGGGUGGAGACUGUUGAGCUGGCGGUGAAUGAGGAAACGGCAGCCGCUAACGGAGACCUGACGCCAGAGAUGAUCCUCAGCAUGAUGGACCGGUGAACAUGCCACACACAUGUAGACGGACUAUAAGUCAAAUUGGCAAAUCCACAUUACCACAGCCACAUCCUUGGCCUUCACCUGAUGGCAGCCAGGAAGUGGCAGCAAAACAACCGUGCACAAAGAAGGGAAGCCACAUGUAAAUACUUCACAGCCGUAGACAUCAACCUGCAUACGGAUGUUUGUGGGUCUCUCUCUCUCACACACACACACACAAAAUACCAGAUCCCACUGCACAUACUUGUGUCAUCACACACAGAAUCGUCCAAGCUAACAACAGACUGCUCUCUGCUCUUAAAGGCUGUCUUUCACUUUGAAUGUCUUCUGGAUGAAUCAUUGUGUAUUUUGCUACUCGUUUCUACCCAAAGCCACAUCCUGUGUCAACCUCUGCCCACACACACUGCAGUUUGUGUUCAGCACUCUACAGUGCUCUGCCAAAAGGAGACAUUAUUUGAUCUACCUUCACUUUGAUUUUCUGCUGUCCUGCUUGCUGUUCUUGCAAUUAUGCUGAUUAAGCAAAUUCCAAGCCUUUAUAUGUGUGUAUAUAUAUAUAUAUAGAUAUAAAUGUAGUUUUUCUUAAUGAAACGUAGUAUAUUGUACUUGAGUUUGCCUGUGAGAUACCACCCCCGCUCAAUCAUAUGAUCUGCGCCCACUCCCCUCCUACUUGGCCUGUGUAAACAAAUGGUCCAUGUGGUGUUAAUAGUUGGCUGGUUGCACAUGGAGUCUUUGUAUUGGGACGUUAAGAGGGAUUCUUCUUUCUACAUGAGCCAACGGGCACAGGCAGAUCCAGUCAUUUUAAUGGCACAGUUUUUCUGCUUUCUAGUUCAUCUGUUCAACAUCCAUGCUGCCAGCACCCAACUCUCAGUCAGCUCAUGCUAAUCAAAGACUUAAGAUAGCUGCUCAUUUAGCACCAACAAUGUUUGAGAUGAAGUGUUCAGCUGUUUUCUAUUAACUCCUACCUAUCACUGAUGGAAGAUAUUCUCCCUUUGCACAUUUUGAAAGAGAAAGUAGAUGGUUUGCUAUCACAUAAACUGAAUGAUCCCUCUCGGUUGGAAAAAAUCCAGAUCGUCCUGAUUUAGUUGGUAAAACCUUAAAGUGUAGUUGUAAUUUUGAACAUUCCAAAUACUUCAGUUAACACAGAAUGAUGUCUGUGCAUUUGAAUCAUCUCACUUGAAGUAACCAGCUCUAACAUUGUUUUGCAAGCCGUUCUUUAUUUUCCUUUAUUCACUUCCCAGUUCAGAUUGUGAAUCACCCACAGAACAAUCACUGAUCACCAACUGUGGCAGGUGGUGUGCAUGUAAAUGCACAGUUGAAACCCUCGGCUUUUUGAUUUAUUGUGAAGCUUUUGUUAUGUUUUUAAAUCUGGACAUGUGUUGGUUAAAAGGGACAGCAAGGUAAACAUGUUAGUGCCAUAGCUGGUAUUCCUGGACCUCUCCAUCAUGCUUCCCUUCCACAGCUGUGCCCCUCUUAACCAACCACGGAACGUAACCUUGGUAACUAAACUACCAGUUUUCUGGUAGUGGUUGCUCAUAGCCAUUUUGUAUUACAGUUUUUAUUUCUGGCCAUUCUCUAGUUGCCGCUGUGUUCCUUUGUGGUUGGUUCAGUUCACUAGUAUGACCGAAGCUAUGACUCAUUCUGUCCUCUUUUUUUAACCUUUGGGCCUGAAGGUGUCAUGUCACCUAUAAAGGAACAUGAAGUUGGCAUCUUUCUUGUUGUCUUUUCUGACAGGUUUUGAUACUGUUUUUGGAAGGAUGAGCUGGGUGUUUAGUUUGCUGUACCCUGGUCUUACAGUACCACUAGCCCUCAGCUUUCAGAUAGUAUCCAAUAUCAGCUGAUACUGAGCUAUGUCCUCACCUUUGCCCAGGCCCUCAUUUGAUUUCUACAAACACAAGGUUGAGACUGCUUGUGUGAGACUCUGAAGAUCCUCAAACCAGGGCUAAAAACUCUGAAGUGACAGUUUGAGAAACAAUGUUCAUAAAUGAAAUUGAAAAUCACUCCGAAACAUCACUGACUGUACUGCUGGGUCUGAGAUCUCUUUCUGUAAAACAAAAGAAGACAAAGUUCUGUUCUCAGUCUAUCAUGUUAAUGUUCUGCAGGCGGACGGAUGGAAGAUGGAUGUUUGGCUGUUUUGUUUGGGUUUUUUUGUACAUCGCUUGUUUGUUUUGACAGAAGAAUUGAGAGAACCAGUUUUAAUAUGGUUUUAAACACCCCCGUUUUAAGACCAAGAAAACAAAAGAAACCUUUGUCAUAUCAUUUUUGAAGAUGAGACACUGUACAGCUGAUGGAAAAUAAAAUCAUCCUAAUGGGCCCAUGA